CAGCCGCUCCGGUCUUCUCUUUCGCGCCUGUUCUACGUCACGCUUGCGUCAUCAAAUUCCGUCCUCGUCUCCGAUUUCAGUUUACGGAUUGAAUCGCAUUCGCGAUGGCGACAUUGGAUUCCGACGUGCCGAUGGUUCCGGCAGGCGAGGGCUCCAGCGGCGCUGGCUCGUCUUCGGUGAAGAAGCCGAAGCGAUUCGAAAUCAAGAAGUGGAAUGCUGUGGCUCUCUGGGCUUGGGAUAUUGUUGUGGAUAAUUGUGCUAUAUGCCGAAACCAUAUCAUGGAUCUUUGCAUUGAGUGCCAAGCGAACCAGGCAAGCGCAACAAGCGAGGAGUGCACAGUUGCUUGGGGUGUUUGUAACCAUGCAUUUCACUUUCACUGCAUUAGUAGAUGGCUCAAGACCCGCCAAGUGUGCCCAUUAGAUAACAGUGAGUGGGAGUUUCAGAAGUAUGGUCAUUAGAAGCUUCAAUCACUGGAUCCUCUGUACACUUUGUGCUAUGGAGAUGCUAAGGCGGCCUUGAGCACACUGCCAUUUAUCUACUUGUCCAAGUUAAUUGCUAAAUCAACUGGAACCUUGGUAACUCUGUAGAGCAUUAGGCUGCUCAGGUUUCUGAUGUGAAUUUCCAACUGCCCUAUCAUUUUGCUCUCGUGGCCUUUUGUUUUCGUUGCCGAUGUGUAGGAUGUUUAUUUCCCGGUGUCCUUAUGCAUUGUAUGCAGCAUGUAUGCAUGUAUGGUAGUUCAGUCCCUGCUGAUGACACCCUUGUUUUAAGCUUUUUAGUAUUUUACUACAUAUUGUGUUAUAAAAAUUUAAGUUCAGUAUUACUUAAAUUUGAAAACCC
Molecule: messenger RNA, 837 nt
Organism: Fragaria vesca subsp. vesca
Lineage: Eukaryota; Viridiplantae; Streptophyta; Magnoliopsida; Rosales; Rosaceae
Product: RING-box protein 1a-like
Exons: 6
Coding region: 105-458 (117 amino acids)
Biological process (GO): ubiquitin-dependent protein catabolic process; protein ubiquitination
Cellular component (GO): cullin-RING ubiquitin ligase complex; nucleus
Molecular function (GO): cullin family protein binding; ubiquitin protein ligase activity; zinc ion binding
Source: RefSeq, a predicted model, not a curated record